Callorhinchus milii (elephant shark) is the source of this 947-nucleotide messenger RNA. It is a transcript of the gene ndufs3, whose product is annotated as NADH:ubiquinone oxidoreductase core subunit S3. Lineage: Eukaryota; Metazoa; Chordata; Chondrichthyes; Chimaeriformes; Callorhinchidae. The record is from RefSeq and is a predicted model, not a curated record. Gene Ontology annotation, molecular function: NADH dehydrogenase (ubiquinone) activity. The transcript is spliced from 7 exons. Bases 31 to 819 code for a protein of 262 amino acids.
CUCCCGCUCCUGGUUUCCGGUUCCGUUGCCAUGGCGGCCAGUCUGCUCAGCCUCGCUCGGGCCGGCAUUCGCAGCAGCCUCAGGAGGAGUCUGGCCGCUUGUCGCAACCCUCUAUUGUCACAGACAAGGUCUGAAGGAAGCGCAACUGAAACCAAACCUACCGUUCGACCAAGUGAUGAAUUACUGAACCACCAGCUGAGUGCAUUUGGUGAAUAUGUUGCUGAAAUUCUUCCUAAAUACGUGCAGCAGGUGCAGGUAACUUGUUUUAAUGAGUUGGAGGUAAUGAUCCAUCCGGAGGGCAUAAUUCCGGUGCUAACAUUUCUGCGGGAUCACACCAAUGCUCAAUUCCAAUCACUUAUUGACCUGACUGCAGUGGAUAUCCCUGCUCGGCAGAAUAGAUUUGAGCUUGUAUACAAUUUGUUGUCGCUGCCUUUUAACUCCCGCAUCCGGCUGAAGACGUACACUGAUGAGCUGACCCCGGUAGAUUCUACAGUCUCAGUGUUUGAGGCUUCAAAUUGGUAUGAGCGAGAGGUUUGGGAUAUGUUUGGUGUGUUUUUUGCCAACCAUCCAGACCUGAGGAGAAUCCUCACAGAUUAUGGAUUUGAAGGCCAUCCUUUUCGCAAAGACUUCCCACUCACUGGCUACGUCGAGGUCCGUUAUGAUGAUGAGUUGAAGCGUGUAGUUGCUGAGCCUGUUGAACUUUCCCAGGAAUUCCGUAAGUUUGACCUUAACAGCCCAUGGGAGGCAUUCCCAGCGCACCGGGAGCCACCUGAGCUACCAAAACUUGAGGGAGGAGAGAAAAAACCUGAGACAAAAUGAAGCAAGACAGCCAAAGUUUGGGAACGUUCUUGCCUGAUGUUACUUUUUAACGUGGAUCUACCUGUAUUCUGUAAUACCUUAAUGGUUCAUGCGUUAUUUAAUGUAAAUAAAUACUGAUAUUCAGCCAA